AUGCUCCUGAACCCGUUCCGACCAUGUGAGGGCUCACCAACCUUCCAAAAGGAAUACCGGAACAGCAGCUACGUCCCGGAGGUGAUUGAAACCGCAUUAGGCCGCCAGGUUGUGGCGCCAGCUACCCCCUACGUGGCUGCCGCCGGCCCCAACGCCCUAUACUUCGACACGCGAUUCGACCCGGGGACGGCCCAGCACAUCAAGCUCCAAAUUGAAAAGGCCUCCGUGCCGCAACUCGACGAGUGCAUCGCGAUUGACGAGAUCAAGGCCACGGCGGAAGUGAAGAACCGGGUGACGGGCGAAACGACCUUCGUGUUCGACCCCUGCUAUGCGCGGGUGCUCUUUGCCAGAGGCAUGAACCGGCACAAUCCGGACCUCAAACUGCCGGAGCAUGAGCCGGCCGGCGACUGGUUGGUGACCUACGAUCUGGAUACGGUGGUAUCCUGA
Molecule: messenger RNA, 447 nt
Organism: Aspergillus brunneoviolaceus CBS 621.78
Lineage: Eukaryota; Fungi; Ascomycota; Eurotiomycetes; Eurotiales; Aspergillaceae
Exons: 1
Coding region: 1-447 (148 amino acids)
Source: RefSeq, a predicted model, not a curated record